Molecule: messenger RNA, 484 nt
Organism: Miniopterus natalensis
Lineage: Eukaryota; Metazoa; Chordata; Mammalia; Chiroptera; Miniopteridae
Source: RefSeq, a predicted model, not a curated record
AUGUCGGGCACGGCGGCGGACAUCUCGCUGGUGCACUGGAGGCAGCAGUGGCUGGAGAACGGCACUCUCUACUUCCACGUCUCCAUGAGCAGCUCCGGGCAGCUGGCCCGGGCCACCGCCCCCACACUCCAGGAGCCCUCGGAGAUUGUGGAGGAGCAGAUGCACAUUCUCCACAUUUCAGUGAUGUCCGCAGGUGUUUUUGGAGAGUCUACCACGGAGCAGAUCUUUGCUUUCGGUCUUUGUUUUCCUGUUUCAACUAACAGUGCGCAUUAGACAUUCGGAUUGGGGCUGAGCAAGAGCUUGGAAGUUUUCUGUUUUUGGAAAAACACACGCAAACCCCAGCUAGACAGCAGUGUUAAUUUUGGACCUAACGCGUGCUCUUCACUUGGAGGCACAAAUCAAGGCCUUUGUGUUAUUCAUGGAGUGAAUGUGACAGACUUUGCCCAUGUAUAUAUUUAGCGCAUGAUGCAGCCACAUGUCAAGC